Messenger RNA from Alligator sinensis (Chinese alligator), 1639 nucleotides. Its product is annotated as carbonic anhydrase 3-like. Gene Ontology annotation, molecular function: zinc ion binding; carbonate dehydratase activity. NCBI's taxonomy places the organism in Eukaryota, Metazoa, Chordata, Crocodylia, Alligatoridae. The record is from RefSeq and is a predicted model, not a curated record. The coding region runs from base 1 to 1002 and encodes 333 amino acids. The transcript has 8 exons. Gene Ontology annotation, cellular component: cytoplasm.
AUGGUGUGUGCCGCCGGAGGCUGGCGGGGCACGGCGGCGGCGGUGUCGGCGGUGGGGUGUGGUGAGGGCAAGCAGGGAGCUCCUGCAGGCAGCCGUGCUGGUGUUGGUGGCGGCGGCGGCGGUGAGCGCCCACCAGCAGUUGGUGACCACCUGUGGACGCUGCUAGUAGUGGUGGUGGUGGCCAGUGGCGAUCGGCAACUGCCCAGACAGCGGCGCUGCCAGGAGGCCGUGCAGAGCGCAGCCGUGUGCCGGGGCGCUUCUGACGGCUCAGCUGCCGGAGCAGAGCUAGGAUUUCGAAAAGGGGCGCAGAGGAUCCGCAGCGAGGAGGCGCAGCACGACCCCGCGCUGCCGCCCUGGUUCGCCAGCUACGACCCGGGCGCGGCCAAGAGCAUCCUCAACAACGGGCGCACCUGCCGCGUGGUCUUCGACGACACCUUCGACCGCUCAGUUCUGAGAGGUGGACCUAUUCAAGGAGCCUACAGGCUGCGACAACUUCAUUUUCACUGGGGUUCUUCUGAUGACCAUGGCUCAGAGCACGUUGUGGAUGGAGUGAAAUAUGCAGCAGAGCUUCACAUGGUGCACUGGAAUCCAAAACAUGGUAAUUUUGCUCCAGCUUUGAAACAACGUGAUGGAGUGGCUAUAGUGGGUGUUUUUCUGAAAGUAGGGAAAACUCUUAAACGAGAAAUGAAAAGAAUUCUUGAAGAAAUGGAAUCUAUCAAGACAAAGGGGAAAGAGACUCCUUUUCUACACUUCGAUCCAUCAAUCCUUUUCCCCAAGUCUCGGGACUACUGGACCUAUGAGGGCUCCUUCACUACACCUCCUUGUGAAGAGUGUGUCACCUGGAUUCUUCUGAGAGAGCCUAUUGUUGUCAGCCCAGACCAGAUGGCAAAGCUACGGAGCCUUUCCAUGAACACUGAGAAUGAACCUUUUCACCCCCUGGUGGAUAACUGGCGUCCUCAACAGCCUCUGAAGGGCAGGGUUGUGAGAGCCUCCUUCAAAUAAAUUUCUGUUGAAGUUGGGUGCCUUUUGAGUGAGAAAAUUCCCAGCUACCAAAGCCUAGGUAGCAACGUACUCUCUGCUGCUCUCCCCCUGGACUGGCCAAAGCCUGAAAGUCUGAAUAAUGAAAUAUGGUGGAUCACUGACUCUGAUUUUUAGCAGAGAAAAUUUGGCUUGGGUAAUUUUUAAAGGUUAAUAUGGAAAAGUGGAGUCUCUGUUGGGCUCAUAGCAACAGCUUUAGCUUUAAACGGGCCCUUUCUACCAAGAGCUGUUGGCAGUAAAAUGAGGUAGGUUCAAUACCUAGGUAUCUAGAGGUAUCUCUUCAUAUUAAAAAGCAUAAUUGUUUUAAGUCUUUACCCAGAAAAUCGAGAAAAUGGAACACCUCCGCUAGAUACCCUAAUAGACAAUAUUUCCCUCCUUGCUAGCUUUCAGUGUCUGUACAGAACAAUGGGAAUUUAAUUAGGGGAGGAGUGCAGUAUAAAUUGUGAAUCCAAAUAGUAUCUAGUGAAUAAAUGUUCUUUUAACACACCGCUUUCCCCCUUCCUCUGCUGCCUCUCAUUUGCAGUUUGUUGUCAGAGAUUCAAACAAAGAAUCAAGAGCUGCCUUCAGGUGCCUUCUGCACCUCUCACCUUUGGAAGGUGGG